Molecule: messenger RNA, 2728 nt
Organism: Erigeron canadensis
Lineage: Eukaryota; Viridiplantae; Streptophyta; Magnoliopsida; Asterales; Asteraceae
Product: G-type lectin S-receptor-like serine/threonine-protein kinase At4g27290
Exons: 7
Coding region: 98-2563 (821 amino acids)
Biological process (GO): recognition of pollen; protein phosphorylation
Molecular function (GO): protein serine/threonine kinase activity; ATP binding
Source: RefSeq, a predicted model, not a curated record
ACUUGUAAGUGUUGAUUUUAUGAUAUGUAAAUUUCAAUCACUCAAACUUCCUUAAUUUCUAGUGUGAGGAACUGAACAAUAUUUGUUGAAUACUUUAAUGGAGGAAGUAACUAUACUUGUUUGGUUUCUUUUUUUACUUCACAGCAUUCUGCAAACCUACUCAACCGAAAUCAACAUCAUUUCAGAUUUACAAUCGUUGACAGAAGGGGAUACGUUGGUCUCUCCAGCUAGAACAUUUGAGCUUGGAUUUUUCAAGCCAAAUGACACUGAGAACAGAUACCUAGGUAUUUGGUACAAGCAAAUCUCUGUUCAGACAGUGGUUUGGGUUGCCAACAGAGAACGCCCGCUCACUGGUGCAUCAUUAGGUGUGGUGAAGAUAGUCAAUCCAGGUACUCUUGUCAUUAUGAACAACGAUACUAAUCGUGUAAUGUGGUCAUCCAACACAACAUCAUCAGGUGGCACAAUUGCAAAGCUUCUGGAUAACGGAAAUCUAGUUGUUACGGAUGGAAACAACGAUGAUAAAGUUCUCUGGAUGAGUUUUGAUUAUCCAACUGAUACUCUUCUACCUGGGAUGAAGUUGGGGAAAAAUUUCUUGACGGGACGGGAAUGGUAUCUAUCUUCCUGGAAGAAUAAUAAAGAUCCGGCUCCGGGUGAAUACACCUUUAGUAUUGACACACGAAGCUAUCCUCGGAACAUACUAAAACAAGGUGCGGUUGUCAAAUUUCGGGAUGGGCCAUUUAAUGGUGUACAGUUUAGUGGGUCUCCAUUAAGGAAGAAUAAUGUCAUCACAUACAAUAUGGUUAUAAAUACAUCAGAGGUGACUUUUACUUAUAAUCUUAUAAGCAAUUCCGUCAUAUCAAGGUCAAUUGUGAGUUCUUCUGGGAAGUAUGAACGCUCCGUAUGGGUAGAAGAGGGUAAAACAUGGGAGAUUCGUGUUUCGUUGCCAAAAGACAUUUGUGAUAUGUAUAAUGUCUGUGGAGCGUAUGGAUAUUGCGUCAUGAUGGGCGUACAGACAUGUUUGUGCCUAGAUGAGAAAAGAUUUAUGCCAAGGAACCCAGAAAAAUGGGAGAUAGGAGAUUGGCAAGGUGGUUGUUUUAGGAGAACGUCGUUAGAUUGCAAAAACGGAUCAGAUGGGUUUCGAAAGUAUCCAAAUGUGAAACUGCCAGACACACAGACUUCCUGGUAUAACAUGAGUAUGACCCUGAAGGAAUGUGAAACGAUUUGCACAAACAAUUGUACAUGCAUGGCGUAUGCAAAUACCGACAUUAGAGGAAAAGGAAGUGGUUGCUUCCUUUGGUUUAAUGAACUCAUAGACAUCAAAUUAGUAUCCGAGGGCAUGGGUGGUCAGGAUAUCUUUGUACGAAUGGCUUCCUCUGAUUUAGAUAAAGGAGGGACACCCAUCAAAAUCAUCUUAAUUGUAGUGUUACUGGCCAUCAUUGUAUUAGGUUUAAGUUGUGCAUUAUUAUGCUAUACAUGGAGAAAAAAGAAGGAUGCAAAACCAACAAAGGAAUACAUAGGGGAAUCAUUGCAAGUCCUUGAAAGCAACAGAGAAACUAUGGAGCUACCAUUGUUUAGCUUCUCUACAAUAGAAAAAGCUACCCGUAGUUUUUCACCAGAAAAUAAACUUGGACAAGGUGGAUUUGGACCGGUUUAUAAGGGUAUCCUAGAAGGGGUGGAAAUCGCAGUUAAGCGUCUCUCCAAUACAUCCAGUCAAGGACUAGAUGAGUUCAAGAAUGAAGUCAUCUGCAUUUCCAAACUUCAACAUCGAAAUCUUGUAAAGCUCCUUGGAUGUAGCAUAGAGGGAGAAGAGAAACUGUUGAUCUAUGAGUACAUGCCCAACAGAAGCUUAGACUUAUUUAUAUUUGAUAAGAUGCUAAGCACACGCCUUGAUUGGACAACACGCUUACACAUCAUUGAAGGAAUUGCCCGAGGACUUCUCUAUCUUCAUCAAGAUUCACGAUUAAGAAUCAUUCACAGGGAUCUUAAAGCUAGCAACAUUCUACUAGACUGUGACAUGAACCCUAAGAUUUCAGACUUCGGCAUAGCUAGAAGUGUUGGAGGAAACGAGAAUGAAGCAAACACAGAGAGAGUUGUUGGUACAUACGGCUACAUGUCCCCAGAGUACGCACUAGAUGGACUUUUCUCAACAAAGUCAGAUGUAUUCAGUUUUGGUGUUUUAGUGUUGGAGAUCAUAAGUGGGAAGAGAAAUAGGGGAUUCAUUCAUUCUGAUCAUAGUAACAACCUUAUUGGACAUGCAUGGACAAUGCAUAAUGAGGGCAGGUCAAUGGAAUUAGUCGAUAUAAAUUUAGAGGAAGCAAUCAAUCCAUCAGAAGUCUUAAGAUCAAUAGAAGUGGGGUUGUUGUGUGUUCAACAAAGUCCAGAUGACAGACCAAACAUGUCCUCCGUGGUUCGAAUGUUAGGUAAUGAGUUGGGUGCAUUGCAGAAACCCAAGCAGCCGGCUUUUUUCACGGAAAAGGACAUACUUGGUGCUCAUAGCUCAUCAAGCACUAUAGCAACAAGUUCAACCAAUUAUUUAACUGUCACAGCAGUAGUUGCUCGAUAGUAUACACCCCGAUAUUAGGGUCACGCGUAUAGCUUUCUUCUUAUCAUUACCUUUGGGUGCAUGUCUCUCAUAUUGGUCUGCUGCAUGAUAUUAUACAGCUUAAAGCUAUAUAUGCAUGUCAUUAUUGUAAUAUUAAUAGUAAUCUAAAUGUUGAUUAUCUCUUAA